AGCCAUAGCUAUAUGUAGCCGGAGGAGCUUGGCAAUUGCCCCCCCUGCUCAUAGGUCUAUGUGGAGGAUGUCAUGGGUAAAUUACUAAACUGUGAACUUCACAAGUGCAAAUAGGGAUAGUUUCCCUCAGUGGUGCAGAGAUGGCGAGUGGACAGCUGUCGAGGGCGGAGGCGUUGGCGUGCUCCGGCUGCUUGCAUGCUUGUCACGUGUUGCUCUACUCUGACACACCACGUCAGCUGUUUGGGAACAUUCCCAUCAGACAUAUCAUACUGAUGCAGAUGCGCUUUGAUGGUCUGCUAGGUUUCCCCGGAGGGCUGGUUAACCCCGCGGAGGAGACCCUGGAGGCAGGCCUUACCAGGGAGUUGUCGGAGGAGCUGGGCGUGGCUCUUCCUAUAUCGGUGGAAGACCAUGUGAACUCUUGCCAUGCCCCUGCUUCAUCCCCGUCCUCAUCGCCGUCCUCUCGUCUUAUCACUCACUUCUACGUGAAGAAGAUGGAGGAGGAGCAGAUUAUAGAGGUGGAGAGAGCAGCUACAUCCACAGCAACCGAUCAUGGACAUGAGGUUUUGGGAAUGGUCAGGGUCCCGCUCUAUACCAUGAAACGUGGGGGAGGCCUCGGGCCUUUCUUGUCGCAUUCGUUCAUCGGCAGCGCUCGUUCCCAGCUCAUUGACUCUCUGCUGCGCCUCAACCUGGUCGCCCCUGAGGAGUUGCGAGAAGCCCUCUCCCGCUCUCUGAAGAUACACUCACACACAGCAGAGGAUCUGAAAGCGACCCUCGCGCUGCCACCGGUGAAGAGAGAACAGCUUUGAAACCCACCCGCACAUGCCUCAGAACAUCAUCUCUUGUGAACUUGUUUUGGCUAUCAGCAUUGCAAUCCUUCACUCACACGCUUUAUCGAACACACACACACACACACACACACACACACACACACACACACACACACACACACACACACACACACACACACACACACACACACACACACACACACUCAGACUCAUACUGAUUCUGAGCUGGUGACUCAUAAUUGCCUGCUGUGCAUCAAAUACUUUGGGGAAAACAUUAUCAUGAAGCCCUGUAACAUGAAUGGAAAUAAAAUAAUUCAGGAUGGCUGUAAUAUUCAAGCA
Molecule: messenger RNA, 1127 nt
Organism: Platichthys flesus (European flounder)
Lineage: Eukaryota; Metazoa; Chordata; Actinopteri; Pleuronectiformes; Pleuronectidae
Product: U8 snoRNA-decapping enzyme
Exons: 5
Coding region: 141-806 (221 amino acids)
Biological process (GO): sno(s)RNA catabolic process; mRNA catabolic process
Cellular component (GO): nucleus
Molecular function (GO): snoRNA binding; phosphodiesterase decapping endonuclease activity
Source: RefSeq, a predicted model, not a curated record